AUGAACUUCCGAACCAUACUCCAUCUUGACCAAGUGAUUGCCGAUCUUGAAGCCCAAGUCAAACAACUGAAGUUGAUCGGUAAUGGAAAGAUUGGUAACUCGAGCGAUGCAUUCAAAAUAGAUACCCUAGAGAAAUCGUCAGAAGAAAGGGGAAUGUUGGAACAAGGGAAGUUGGAACAGGAGGAAUCGUCGGAACAGGAGGUAUCGUCAGAACAGGAGGAAUUGUCAGAACAGGAGGAAUUGUCAGAACAGGAGGUAUCGUCAGAACAGGAGGAAUCGUCAGAACAGGAGGAAUCGUCAGAACAGGAGGAAUUGUCAGAACAGGAGGAAUUGUCGGAACAAGGGGGAUCAGAACAAGGAGAAUUGUCAGAACAGGAACCUGAAAUUGUGCAAGAGAUUUCUGACAAGUUUCAAAAACUUGCAGCAAAGACGUCAAAUAUGGGUCCAUUUCUUGAAUCUUUGCUCCAAAUUGCUCAAAAAGGCCUGGACAUGGGUUUGUGGAAACCAUCAGAUUCCAGCCAAGAGGUAAGAGAGGGGACCUCUGUUCAAUUAUUGAUCACCUUGGCAGGGCAUUCGGGCGACCCCAAGGUCAAAGGUAUCCUACUUGGGGCGUUGAUGUCUCACUAG
Tremella mesenterica DSM 1558 is the source of this 627-nucleotide messenger RNA. RefSeq lists its product as uncharacterized. NCBI's taxonomy places the organism in Eukaryota, Fungi, Basidiomycota, Tremellomycetes, Tremellales, Tremellaceae. The record is from RefSeq and is a predicted model, not a curated record. The coding region runs from base 1 to 627 and encodes 208 amino acids. The transcript is spliced from 3 exons.